Messenger RNA from Dendrobium catenatum, 561 nucleotides. RefSeq lists its product as uncharacterized. NCBI's taxonomy places the organism in Eukaryota, Viridiplantae, Streptophyta, Magnoliopsida, Asparagales, Orchidaceae. The transcript has a single exon. The coding region runs from base 1 to 561 and encodes 186 amino acids. The record is from RefSeq and is a predicted model, not a curated record.
AUGACUUCAUUUAAAGAACUAUAUGGAAGGGACCCCCCACACCUAGUACACUAUGGAAGAGGAAGUACACCGAUUUCUUCAGUGGAGCAUUAUCUGGAAGAAAGGGACAAUGUGCUAGAGGAGUUAAAGAAACAUCUGCUGAGGGUGCAACAAAUUAUGAAGAAGCAGACGGACUCACACAGGAUGGACAUGCAGUUUGAAAUGGGGGAGAAGGUGUUCUUGAAGCUAAGGCCCUACAAGCAUAAAUCAGUGGCUAACAGGCGGAACGAGAAACUGGCUCAGAUGUAUUUUGGUCCCUAUGAGAUCUUGGGGAAGAUUGGUGCUAUGGCGUAUCCUCUGAAGUUACCCGCCUCCGCUACCAUACACCCGGUGUUCCAUGUGUCACAGUUGAGGAGAGCUCUAAGAGAGCAUGCAGUUAGUGCAGAGCUACCAGCAUCAAUGACGGAGGAGUUGGAAGUGACUUUAGAACCCCUAGAGCUUAUAGGGGUAAGAUCACAUAAAGAGGGCAAUAAGAAAGUGCUGAUUCGAUGGAAGGAUCUCCCUGAUUUCGACGCUAAUUAG